AUGGUGGAAAAAGAAUGGCAAAUGCCUCACCAGAGGACAGAACUUUAUUCAAAGAUUUACUUUUCUUUCUUAAGCGGAUUUCAUUUGAGUGGGCGAGGCGAGAUGAUCAAGACGCAUUCAUUGUUUGAAGGAUUUUUAAGAUUAUUAAGUCAAUGUCAACGAGCAUUUCUAUUUGUGCAGUGCGAUGGAUGGAAAUGGUUCUGGAAAAUUUCAGGUGAUUCUGUUUUAUGUCAAGCAACGCCCUAG
Molecule: messenger RNA, 246 nt
Organism: Clunio marinus
Lineage: Eukaryota; Metazoa; Arthropoda; Insecta; Diptera; Chironomidae
Source: the annotation of a GenBank genome assembly